AUGGCGGAGCUGCUGCGGGCGGCGUCCACCUCUUGCCUGGCCGGCUUGGAAGAGGAGCUGACUUGCUCCGUCUGCCUGUGCCUCUUCGAGAGCCCGGUGACGACGCCGUGCGGCCACAACUUCUGCCUGCCUUGCCUGGAGAUGACCUGGGGGGACGGGGCGAGCAGCUUCAGCUGCCCCCAGUGCAGGAGCGCCUUCGACAGCCGGCCGGAGCUGAAGAAGAACACGGUGCUCUGCAAGGUGGUGGAGCAGCUCCAGGCCACCCAAGGGAGCAACGAGGAGGAGGAGGAGGUGGAGGGGAAGGGCUGGGGCGGGAGCAGGCCCCCCAGAGUGGCCUGCGACAGUUGCCUGGCGGCGGAGGCGGCCAAGACCUGCCUCACCUGCAUGGCCUCCUUCUGCCAGGAGCACCUCAAGCCUCACCUGGACAGCCCAGCCUUCCAGGGCCACCACCUGUGCCCGCCCAUGAAGGACCUGCAGCAGAGGAAAUGCCCGGCCCAUAACAAGCUGCUGGAGUUCUACUGCAAGGAACACACCGCCAGCAUCUGCUGCAUCUGCCUGGUCAAGCACAAGAUGUGCACCGCCGUCCCUAUGCAAGAGGCCAAGGGGGGCAAGGAGUCUCAGUUGAAGAACAGACUGACCGAACUCUAUACUCUAAAUGAGAAGGCUUCACAGUCCUUGGACCAAGUUCGGGUGCAGCAAAAACAAAUCAGUGAGAUAGCUGCACGCAAAAUGGAUUUGUUGAGGGCAGAGUUCCAAGAAAUGAUAGCACUAAUCAAAGAAGAAGAAAAAGCAGCAAUGAGCAAGGUUGUAGCAGAGGAGAAAAGAGUUCAAGAUAAGUUUGAUUAUGUCUACACCAUCCUGGGCCGGAAGAAAAAGGAAAUUCAGGGGGAGAGAGACCAGAUUGAAAUGGUCUUGACUGAAGAUGAUGACAUUACAUUUUUAAAGAAGGCAGCUAAACUGCGGCAGUCCUCUAUCAAAGAUGUAUUCAUCCCCAGGAUAGAUUUGGAUCAAAACUUGAUACAUACGGUUUAUCAAAAAACCUUUGGCAUUAAAGAAACUGUGAAGCAGCUUGUGGCUCAGUCCCAGGAGAAGAAAACAGAAGGAAACAUACCCUGGAAACCCAAGCCGAUAAGCUCAACUGUGCAACCUGGGAAAAACCCUUCCACACAACCAGCAAAAAAGAACACUCUGUCAAAUGCCUCAAAAGACUCUUCUAAGUCUUCGCAGGAGUCAAAUGCAGAGGAUGCUGCAAACACCAAGCAGAGAAGGCGACCUGCUAAACGCACACCCAGUCCUUCCCAGAGAACACGAAGUUCCAGCAGGCCUCAACCUGGGACUCCAGUGGGAAGCCUGGAAUCCUUUUUAACCAAAUCAAGAGAGGAGCUCCUUGAAUUUGCCACAAGAUUCACUUUGGAUUACCAUUCAGCACAUAACAAGGUGAUUCUGACUGAGCAAAACACCAAAAUGUCUGUGUCGGAUGCCCCCCGGAAUUACCCCCCGCACCCUCAACGCUUCAUGUACUGCUCCCAAGUGCAAGCUUUCCAGUGUUUCAAGAGAGGGAUCCAUUACUGGGAGGUAGAGCUGGAGCGCAACAACUUCUGUGGUGUUGGGAUCUGCUAUGGGAGCAUGGCGAGGCAGGGGGCCGAAAGCCGCCUUGGGCGCAACAGCAGCUCGUGGUGCAUCGAAUGGUUCAAUGCCCGGAUCUCUGCUUGGCACAACGAUAUUGAGAAGUGCCUGCCCAACACCAAAGUGAAGAAGAUUGGGGUCCUGUUGAAUUAUGAGGGUGGCUUUGUGAUUUUCUUUGGUGUCGGUGAGAAAAUCAACGUCCUCUACAAAUUCAAAGCACAGUUUACCGAAGCCCUCUAUCCUGCGUUUUGGGUGUUCUCCAGCGGAACCACCAUCUCGCUGUGUCAGUUGAACUGA
This is a messenger RNA of Euleptes europaea (tarantolino), 1923 nucleotides long. Its product is annotated as E3 ubiquitin/ISG15 ligase TRIM25-like. The transcript is spliced from 9 exons. Gene Ontology annotation, molecular function: zinc ion binding; protein binding. Bases 1 to 1923 code for a protein of 640 amino acids. The record is from RefSeq and is a predicted model, not a curated record. Lineage: Eukaryota; Metazoa; Chordata; Lepidosauria; Squamata; Sphaerodactylidae.